Molecule: messenger RNA, 822 nt
Organism: Colletotrichum spaethianum
Lineage: Eukaryota; Fungi; Ascomycota; Sordariomycetes; Glomerellales; Glomerellaceae
Product: putative oxidoreductase
Exons: 2
Coding region: 1-822 (273 amino acids)
Source: RefSeq, a predicted model, not a curated record
AUGUUGAUUGCCAACAAAUCAGGACAUCGCUUAAUCGCUACGGCUCGGAAUCCCUCUGACCUCGCGUACCUCUCUGAUGACAACAAGAAUAUCCUGAAACUUGCUCUCGACGUAACCUCCGUGACUUCUGUCAACAGUGUCUUCAACGCAGCUAAGGAGCAUUUUGGCAAAGACUUCCAUCUUAACGUCGUGGUCAAUAAUGCAGGAUAUUCACUCUCAGGCGACACCGAGUCAGCCACCGAGGAGCAGACUCAUCAACAGAUCGAGACCCUCUUCUUUGGUACCGCUCGUGUAACGACGCGAGCUAUUGCGAAUAUGCGUCAGUCUGAGAACCAUCGAGGCGGCAUCAUCUUUAAUAUCUCGUCCCUUGCCGGGCAAUGUGCUUUUCCCGGACAUGCUUACUACCAUGCCGGGAAGUGGGCCGUCGAAGGGUGGACAGAGUCGGUGGCAAAGGAGAUGCAUCCCGAGUGGAACAUCAACUUUUGCAUCGCAGAGCCGAGUGGUGUCAAAACCAACUUCGAAGGUCAUAGUAAGGCUCAUACCGUACCUCAUCCGGCCUACGCAGGGCCCGAUAUGCCUGCUCGCGUGCUCGAGAAGUAUGUGGAAAUGGGUAUCAAGUCGGGCACCCUGACUGAGCCGUCGGCGAUCGCGGCGGCAAUCUACAAUAUUGCCAGUUGUGGUGAGCGCGUUCCCUUACGCGUUCCUCUCGGCGGACCCGCUUGGAACUUCAUCAAGCAGAAGCUUGAACUCGGAUUGGUGGACCUUGAAAAUGUCAAAGGCAUUAGUCUGAGUGUUCAAAAGAAUUUGGGUGAAGGCAAAUAA